GCCCUUUUCUGUUUCCAAAAGAUCAACAGAGAGAGAUUGAACAAAGGAGAAACUAUCAACAACAUGAAGAUAAGCUUAAGCAGUGGUACUAGUAGCAGUGCAUCAGCAGCAGCCAUGGGAGAGUCCAAGAAGAAGGUUUCAUGUAGAAAUCUUGGAGGGUAUCUCAGAGAACAAAAAGGAAGGCUAUACAUUAUUAGAAGAUGUGUUUUCAUGCUACUUUGCUGGCAUGACUAAACAUGUAUUUGCUGCAAAC
Hibiscus syriacus is the source of this 253-nucleotide messenger RNA. RefSeq lists its product as uncharacterized. Lineage: Eukaryota; Viridiplantae; Streptophyta; Magnoliopsida; Malvales; Malvaceae. The transcript has a single exon. Gene Ontology annotation, biological process: negative regulation of cell population proliferation. The coding region runs from base 64 to 234 and encodes 56 amino acids. The record is from RefSeq and is a predicted model, not a curated record.